UGAGGAAAUGACUAUUCUGGAGAACAUCUGCUGUGGUCCGGUGCAGUGGCGUAGCGGGCGUUUUGGCCGCCCUGUGCGGUAGCCAAAUUCGACGCCCCCUUCAAGGAGGAUUUCCUACUGGACCUGUUUUACUGUCUAUGGUCUUAGCCAAUGAGAUUGCGACGGAGGAGGGACUUGACAGGUCGGUCUGUCGCGUUGAGGAAACGGGGGCUUCAGAACUUCUCCAAACAAAAUGCCUUCAGGGAAGAUCUGCGGACUGACGGUGAAAGAUGUGCGCUUCCCCACGUCCCUCGAGCAGCACGGCUCCGACGCCAUGCACACCGAUCCCGACUACUCCGCCGCGUAUGUCAUCAUUGAGACGGACUCGGGGAUGCGGGGCUUCGGCCUCACCUUCACCGUAGGGAGAGGAACGGAGAUCGUGGUGUGUGCUGUGGAGGCUCUGCGUCCGCUGGUUUUGGGAAAAAGUCUGGACGAAAUUACUGCCGACUUCAGGAGCUUCUACCGACUCCUCACUAGUGAUGGACAAAUGAGAUGGGUUGGCCCAGAGAAGGGGGUGAUUCAUUUGGCCACAGCAGCGGUGCUGAAUGCUGUGUGGGACCUGUGGGCACGAGCUGAAGGAAAGCCUGUGUGGAAGCUGCUUGUUGAUAUGGAGCCUGAGAAGUUGGUUUCAUGUAUCGACUUCAGAUACAUCAGUGAUGCCCUGACUGAAGAGGAGGCUUUGGACAUACUCCACAAGGGUCAGGAGGGUAAACAGCAGAGAGAGGAGGACAUGUUGAGGGAGGGCUACCCAGCUUACACCACCUCCUGUGCCUGGCUGGGAUACACAGAUCAGCAACUCACACAGCUCUGCUCCAAGGCCCUGGCUGAUGGUUGGACAGCGUUUAAAGUGAAAGUUGGGGCGGAGCUUGAUGAUGAUAUUCGCCGCUGCCGUCUGAUUCGCCAGAUGAUCGGCCCUGAGAAGUUCCUGAUGAUUGAUGCCAACCAGCGCUGGGAUGUGGGCGAGGCCGUUGCCUGGGUAACGCACCUGUCAGAGUUCCAGCCACUGUGGGUCGAAGAGCCCACCUCUCCUGAUGACAUCCUCGGCCACGCCCACAUCUCUAAGGCUCUUGCACCGCUGGGUAUAGGAGUAGCCUCUGGAGAACAGUGCCAUAACAGGGUGAUGUUUAAGCAGUUCCUCCAGGCGUCAGCGCUGCAGUUCGUCCAGAUUGACAGCUGCAGAGUCGGGAGCGUCAACGAGAACUUGGCCAUCCUGAUCAUGGCUAGCAAGUUUAAUGUCCCUGUGUGUCCCCAUGCGGGGGGUGUGGGCUUGUGUGAACUGGUGCAGCACCUCAUCCUCUUCGACUACAUCUGUGUGUCCACCAGCCUGGACAAGAGGAUGUGUGAAUAUGUAGACCAUCUACAUGAGCACUUCAAGAACCCCACACUCAUCAGAAAUGCUCACUAUAUGCCUCCUGUGGUCCCAGGGUUCUCCUCUGAGAUGGUGGAGUCUUCUGUGGACAAACACACAUAUCCUCACGGGGAGGUGUGGAGGAGCAUGAAUCAGCUGUGACUCUCUCUCACACACUCACACACACACACACACA
This is a messenger RNA of Clupea harengus (Atlantic herring), 1583 nucleotides long. RefSeq names its product enolase superfamily member 1 (gene enosf1). Gene Ontology annotation, molecular function: L-fuconate dehydratase activity; magnesium ion binding. Gene Ontology annotation, biological process: amino acid catabolic process; carbohydrate catabolic process. The record is from RefSeq and is a predicted model, not a curated record. Lineage: Eukaryota; Metazoa; Chordata; Actinopteri; Clupeiformes; Clupeidae.